This is a messenger RNA of Lates calcarifer (barramundi perch), 2178 nucleotides long. Its product is annotated as extracellular matrix protein 1. The transcript has 11 exons. NCBI's taxonomy places the organism in Eukaryota, Metazoa, Chordata, Actinopteri, Centropomidae. The coding region runs from base 207 to 1718 and encodes 503 amino acids. Gene Ontology annotation, cellular component: extracellular region. The record is from RefSeq and is a predicted model, not a curated record. Gene Ontology annotation, biological process: signal transduction; regulation of bone mineralization.
CAUAAAAUCCGUUUGCCCGGCUGCGAGGUUUCGCUCUCUCGCAGACGGACAGCACGGCAGCCUCUGUUGGACCAAUUAACGGGCCCGUCUGUGCGCUGCCCCGCUGAGCGUGUUUUCCUGGACGGCCUCUGCUCUCUGUGCCAGGACAGACAGACAGACAGACAGCAGCAAAAACACUCCAGGACAGGAACGAACAAGUUUUUGCAAUGGGUUCGUUUUGGGCUUUAGUCUGCUCCACGGUGUCGCUCUUGGUUUUACUGAGCUCAGCAUCCAGGGAUGAGAGCAACUAUGAGCAACGUGAGAUCACUUUUGACCUUCACCAAAAAGAGAUGGGCGCACCAGAUAUGAUGCAGAGAGAGAUUGACUGGACAGAACUCUUAGGUCCCAUAGAGCAGAGAAUGGUGGAUCCACCAGAACAGUUUGAUACCCUUAGUGAGAGAGGGGGUGCCAAACCAGGAGUUUUGACACCAAGAGGACAGCAACCAGGUAUUGGGCCCCGCUCUUUUGGUAGCCCUGUCGCGCUGGACUUUCCUGUUCAGUUUCCCCUCAGCCGUCCAACCUCCGACAAUCUCCAAGCCAUCUGUCUCCAUGGAGACCGUCGCCCUCGCUACCCAGACUCGUACUUUCCUGCCUCUGGUUUUGGCAAGCAGAGGCGAAAGGCCACCGCCGUCAAUAACGCUGAGUCCUGGUUUAGCACAUGCUGCAAAGGGAACCAGACAUGGGGGAGGGAAGUGACGCUGUGUUGCGCCACACAGGCGUGGGAGCUGUCAGUUAAAUCGUUCUGUGAGGACGACUCAUCAGUAAAGGAUCGUCAGGAACGCUGCUGCAGACUAACAGACAGCGACAGGCUAAGCUGCUUCGACAGAGAAGCACCAAACCCGAACUAUGAACCAACAGAAGAGAUCCCGAUGCCACCGCUCCUCUCUGCUGCCAACUUCAACUUUGACCCCAAAACUUGCCAGAGGACAGUGCUGACUCCAUACCGUGCCAGAGGAAACAGAGGAAGGAAGACUAAGAAAAUACCUCCCUCCCAGAAAGUUGACAUCAACUUUCCUCCUGGACGACCCACUGCAGAUACCAUUGAUUCACUGUGUCACAGCCAGAGCCUACGCCCCCUCUAUAAUGUCAAGUGCCUGUCAGGCUAUGAGUUGCUGGCUCGUCAGGCAAAAACCAUUAAUCGUAUGGAGAAGGGAUUCAAACAGUGCUGCAAAAAGAAGCAAGGUGCGCUCAACUGUGCUGAUCAGAAGUGGACCGAGGAGCUCAACAAGUUUUGCUUGGAUACGAACGGUGGACAGGUGGAUUUCCACUGUUGUGCGGGUGAUGGGGAAAAUGAUCGGUACAACUGCUUCCAAAACAUUUCUCCUGACCCUCAUUAUAAUUUGACCUCUGCCACUGAAGAGUUCUCACUUAACAAAAUCUGUGACACUCACAAGAUGAUCAAGAAGAGGUUUCCUGUUGGGUUCCCCCUCAAAAGCUUUGUUGGUAAAUGCUGCCCCCUGUCUGAAGCAGACAAGACCAUUUGUGCUGCACAAAAGCUCGAGGAAAUGUCAGCAACCCUGUGUCCAUCAGGGAAAGCCACUCCUGCAGCUGUCCGCCGUUGUUGCCGUGGGUCUUCACAAGAGGUUCCACAGUGUAUCUCCAAAAUUCUCAUGGACGCCAUCACCAAAGCGACCAAUGCCUUACGUCAGAAGAAGAAGAAAAGGUGCCCAAUCUCCUAAGCCCUCAUGACCUUUUGCUGCUGACCCUACUGGCACCGGGGCAUUCAGGGAAAUGGUAAGCAGCAGAGGUUGCCUCCAGUCACUUAACAGAAAAAAAAUUCCUGUAGCACAAAUCCCACUCCGAGGUCUGCAAGAUGAAAAGAAUAUACAAAAUGUGGACCAAAUUCUAGCUUCAUCUACUGCAUAUUUUUGAUUUUGAGAUCACAUGAGAAGCAUUGCUGUCAUGAGAGUGCAUUCAUAAAUGAGCAAAUGUAUUGUUAAAUGCAUAGUUUAUUAAACAAACUGUUGUUUGUGUCACCUUACCACUAUUUUUAUAGGCUGCUUUUUACGUAUUUGAUUUUGAAUUAUUUGCAUUUUCUUUAUUCUUUUGGAACUGCAAGAUCAGUUCUGUUCUUUUUGUAUGGGUUUGUGGUUAAGAUCAUAUCUACAACAAUUCUAAUAAAAACAUUUUUGAAAUGUA